This is a messenger RNA of Sinocyclocheilus grahami, 1969 nucleotides long. RefSeq lists its product as uncharacterized. Gene Ontology annotation, cellular component: external side of plasma membrane. The transcript has 12 exons. The coding region runs from base 11 to 1969 and encodes 652 amino acids. NCBI's taxonomy places the organism in Eukaryota, Metazoa, Chordata, Actinopteri, Cypriniformes, Cyprinidae. The record is from RefSeq and is a predicted model, not a curated record. Gene Ontology annotation, biological process: T cell costimulation; immune response; positive regulation of T cell proliferation.
GCAUCUGUAUAUGAUGAGGAGUUUUCAGUCUCCAUAUUUCCAACUCCUGUGUCUUCUAAUAGCAGCGUUAUUAGAAUGCAAAGAGAGACCCUGCAAGCAGGUUCUUCAGUUGAACAUAAGCCAUUUACAUGGUGACUGUAUGUCUAUUUCUUGCCAAUCAACAACCCACCUGCUGGAUUCUCUAACAGUCAAACUAAGCAGUAUCAACCCGGUUAAAGACAUACUGAUGUAUCCAGAUAUCUCUCCAGCAUCAGAGCACCAGAGAUGGUCUGUGAGGAAAGAUGAUGGAAAUUUUACACUUGAUCUGAAAGACAUCAGAUUAUCCGAUGGUGGCCUUUAUGACUGUCAGGUCUACAAGGAUCAGGACUGCCUUCAUUCAACACAAUUUUACCUGAGUAUUAUACAGUGUAAAAUUUUGAACUCUGUCCAUGCAACGUUAAACUCGCAAGUGUUACUGCCAUGCUCUGAACAUCCUCUACAAAACAGAACUGAACCAGUCACUUGGAAAGUCAUUAAUGGUCACCAAUUAACAGAUAUAACCCAGUAUCGCGCUCCAAACAAGCCCUCAAGCGGCACAGAGAAACCCCCGAACCCCCUGUUUGAGAGAGCGAGACUACUGAAGAACGGAUCUUUGCUUAUAAGAAAAGCAGUCGACACUGAUGAAUUGUGGUAUCAUUGCAGAGUGAAUGAAAAAACCUGCUAUGAGAUGAGGCUGGUGAUGAAAGUUCAGCUGUCCUGCUGUGAGCAUCUGUAUAUGAUGAGGAGUUUUCAGUCUCCAUAUUUCCAACUCCUGUGUCUUCUAAUAGCAGCGUUAUUAGAAUGCAAAGAGAGACCCUGCAAGCAGGUUCUUCAGUUGAACAUAAGCCAUUUACAUGGUGACUGUAUGUCUAUUUCUUGCCAAUCAACAACCCACCUGCUGGAUUCUCUAACAGUCAAACUAAGCAGUAUCAACCCGGUUAAAGACAUACUGAUGUAUCCAGAUAUCUCUCCAGCAUCAGAGCACCAGAGAUGGUCUGUGAGGAAAGAUGAUGGAAAUUUUACACUUGAUCUGAAAGACAUCAGAUUAUCCGAUGGUGGCCUUUAUGACUGUCAGGUCUACAAGGAUCAGGACUGCCUUCAUUCAACACAAUUUUACCUGAGUAUUAUACAGUGUAAAAUUUUGAACUCUGUCCAUGCAACGUUAAACUCGCAAGUGUUACUGCCAUGCUCUGAACAUCCUCUACAAAACAGAACUGAACCAGUCACUUGGAAAGUCAUUAAUGGUCACCAAUUAACAGAUAUAACCCAGUAUCGCGCUCCAAACAAGCCCUCAAGCGGCACAGAGAAACCCCCGAACCCCCUGUUUGAGAGAGCGAGACUACUGAAGAACGGAUCUUUGCUUAUAAGAAAAGCAGUCGACACUGAUGAAUUGUGGUAUCAUUGCAGAGUGAAUGAAAAAACCUGCUAUGAGAUGAGGCUGGUGAUGAAAGCUCAUAAUACAUCUCGUUCCACAAAGGUAUUAGAAACACUUUCCACAACAUUGGUAACCACAGCCUCUGCUGACAGUCUUGCUGGCCUGGCUGAAAAUAACAGUGAUGGGAGUGAAACAGUGACAACUAAUCUGACAGUAGUAGUGAUGAUGACCACAGUAGUGUCUCUGUGUGUCCUCAUAUCACUGACCAUCUGUGUCAUUCUUUAUUUCAAAAAACAAAGGCGCAAAACCAACAGCCAAACACAGUUAAACAGUCGGAUCUCUGUGUAUUACUCCCAUGUUGCAGAAGGGUUUGAUGUCCCAUUGUAUUCUUUAGUUGAACAAAACACAGGAUCAAUGAUCACCUUUGGUGCUGCACAAUCAGAAGCUCCGGCAUGUAAAGCAGAUAACAUUGAAACCUGCGAGGAGGAGGAGGAGGAGGAGGAGGAGGGGAGUGUCUGGCAGAACCGUUCAGCUCGCGGUGAGAGCUGCACCGAGGCUAUUCAUUAUUCAGCGUGA